Molecule: messenger RNA, 357 nt
Organism: Echinostoma caproni
Lineage: Eukaryota; Metazoa; Platyhelminthes; Trematoda; Plagiorchiida; Echinostomatidae
Source: the annotation of a GenBank genome assembly
AUGCUGAUAGCUCACAACGAGUGGAGUUCAGUUGAUCUCACCUGUAUGGCAAUUCAACAAAGUCUUUGCCGAAAUGCUUUGCGUCAAUUAGUCACACUCGGCGAGAAGUCGCACACACGACUGGCCCCUUUGCUUCGACGUACUGUGUGUCAAAAAUGUCACACUUUGCUGGCCUGUCCAAAAGGAACGAAACUGCGAUUCCGAUCACAGAGGAUGCGUUGCUGGUGCGCAUUCUGUGGUACCACACAGACGACCAUUGUGGAUAAAAAUCGGGCUUGGAAUCCGAGCUAUCCAGAACUGUUUUUGGCGGCUUCUUCGGAAGAAGAUUGCAGGGGCGACAAAAGUGAUCAAAAUUAG